GGGCAGCUGUUGCGAAUGGCGUCACUCUUAUACGCUACUUAGGCAAGUAGAUAUGGGAGCAGGGGUCGCGUGUGUGCGGAAGCUCGCUGAUUAAUUCAAUGAUCGGAGUUAAACUUUACAUACUAUGUAUGUCUCACGAUAGCCGAAGGGGUUCGACUACAUGUAGAAACCAUCGCGGACAAUUUGGAGUUGUAUUGAUGGUAUAAUAAAGAGGCUAAUUCGCUCUCGCAACAAGAGCACAUUCAUGGUAGAGACACACAUACCUACUUCCUCAAUUGCGAAUAUAUAAACUAGCACGUCACUUGAAUUCAAGCUGUGUGUCAUUUCAUCUAUUCCAUGUCCCUUCGGGCUAUAUCACACCCGACAUCUGUAGCGUCUCGUCGGAUAUCCGCUCUCACGUCCCAGCUCUCGCAAUCUCAUAUAACUGUAAAUCUCCGGUCAGCAGAAAUUACCACAAGAAAGGGUUUCACUACGACUACAAGAAGUAAAGGAAAAUACGUCAAAAUGGCUCCGGUUCCCAACACUAUGAAAGCCGUCUACAUCAACCAGACGGGCGGCACGGAGGUCUUAGAACACAAGACCGACGUCCCCGUGCCGACGCCCAUAGACGGCGAGAUCCUCGUCAAGAACGACUUCAUCGGCGUCAACUUCAUCGACACGUACUUCCGCUCGGGACUGUACAAGGCACCGCAAUUCCCCUACAUCCUGGGCCGUGAGGCCGAGGGAACCGUCGUGGCCGUCGGCCCAGGCGACGUCCUGGACUUCCAAGUCGGCGACCGCGUGAUCUGGAUGGGCGAGCGCGCCUACGCCGAGUUUGCCUCGGUCCCGGCGGCCAAAGCCAUCAAGGUCCCCGCAUCCUUCAAGCCUGGCACCGCGGCCGCGGCGUUACUGCAAGGACUCACGGCGCUGACGUUCGUGCGCGAGGCGCACGCCGUAAAGAAAGGGGACUGGAUCCUCGUGCACGCUGCCGCGGGCGGCACCGGACUGCUCUUGUGUCAGUUACUCCGGGCCAUCGGAGCGAACACCAUCGGCACCGUCUCGACGGAGGAGAAAGCGGCGCUCGCGACGCAGAACGGGGCCUCGCACGUCAUUAACUACAGCCACGAGGACGUCGCGGCGCGCGUGAAGGAGCUAACGGGCGGCAAGGGCUGCGCGGCCAUCUUCGACGGCGUGGGCAAGUCCACGUUCGACCUGAGUCUCGAGUGCGUGGCGCUCAAGGGCAGCCUGAUCUCCUUCGGCAACGCCUCGGGCGCCGUCCCGCCCUUCACCAUUACGCGCUUGGGUGCGAAGAACGUGCGCUUGAUGCGGCCUACGCUGUUCGGAUACAUUAGCACGAGGGAGGAGUUCGCGGCCUAUACGGAGGAAUUGUUUGGCUUUAUUGAGAAGGAUGGCUUCAAUGUCAAGGUGCAUGAUGUUUACCCCCUUUCUGAGGUGAAGCGCGCCCACGAGGAUUUGGAGGGCAGGAAGACGACGGGUAAAUUGCUGCUUGAUCCUUCGAAAUAAAUGACAUUGGUGGCUAGAGUAUUGUUCUCUUUAGACUAGGUGCCUAUGUAUUAGGCUGUAUCAAAGUUGUAAUAUGAGACGUAAUGACGACUUUGUGAGACUGUAUGGUGAUUCUUGCAGUGCAACCCGUAUAUUCCUUUUCUGUGCUUGGCAUAUUAGCAAUAUGAAGAAGAAAAGGGGGUUAAUAGAGGAAUAAAUGCGAAGAAUUCCU
This is a messenger RNA of Xylaria bambusicola, 1714 nucleotides long. RefSeq lists its product as uncharacterized. Gene Ontology annotation, cellular component: cytoplasm. Gene Ontology annotation, molecular function: quinone reductase (NADPH) activity; zinc ion binding. Bases 337 to 1503 code for a protein of 388 amino acids. The record is from RefSeq and is a predicted model, not a curated record. The transcript has a single exon. Gene Ontology annotation, biological process: cellular response to oxidative stress. Lineage: Eukaryota; Fungi; Ascomycota; Sordariomycetes; Xylariales; Xylariaceae.